Molecule: messenger RNA, 1653 nt
Organism: Rhagoletis pomonella (apple maggot)
Lineage: Eukaryota; Metazoa; Arthropoda; Insecta; Diptera; Tephritidae
Exons: 2
Coding region: 1-1653 (550 amino acids)
Source: RefSeq, a predicted model, not a curated record
AUGCUUUCGAACAUUAACCCCUUGGCCCGUGAGUAUAAGCAUAUGGCGCAGGUAGAACGUGAAGAAGAGCAGAGAGCAAGAGAAGAAAAUCGAGGACGGCAUCAGGUUAGCAUGCUACUUUUUAACAGCGUUAGUGACCGACGUUAUAACUUGCCAAACUGCUCCGAAAUUGCGGCGGUUUUUACAACGGAAGAUGGUGAGCCACCUGCAAGUCGAAAUUUGCGAAUAUUUCCGCGUAACUCUGACAUGCGGAACUUAUCAUUUGUGUCAACGCUACACAGAUUAUGUGAUCCUUUAGUUUAUCCCCUUUUGUUUCCAUAUGGCGAGCCUGGAUAUGAUGAAACUCUCCUGCAUGAACAAGAUCAACGAACGGAGCAUAGAUUUAAAUUAACACAACUGCAGUUUGUUUCUUAUCGCAUGGCGAUUAGAGAAGGUUUUAGUUUGCUUCGUGUCUCAGGUAAACUUUGGCAACAGUAUUUGGUUGACCAAUACGUCAGAAUUGAAGGAGCACGUCUGGCCUUUCUGUGCACCCAUCAGAAAGAACUACGUGUUGAAACAUAUGCUGGUUUGCAUGAUUAUUUAAUACGUAGAUCCAAUAUUGAAAAUGUGCGUCCUGGCCGUAUAGUUGUUCUGCCUUCAAGUUUUGUUGGCUCCCCUCGCAACAUGAACAUGAAUUACCAAGAUGUCAUGGCUAUUGUGAGAAAACAUGGAAAACCGUCUCUUUUCAUAACGUUCACAUGUAAUCCCAAAUGGCCAGAAGUCGUUCAAAAUAUAGAAAUAUACCAAGGAUCGGAAAUGCGUCCAGAGCUGAUAGCCCGUAUUUUUAAACAGAAACUCAAAGAGCUUAUGAAAGAUAUUUCACAAAAGCAUGUGUUUGGGAAAGUAAAAUACUACCUAUAUAUCAUUGAAUUUCAGAAGAGGGGUUUACCUCAUGCCCACAUAUUGGUAGCCCUUCAUGAGGAGGAUGUUAUUCGUGAGCCUUCUGAAAUUGACCUGGUUGUUUGCGCUGAGAUUCAUAAUAAGGAGACAGAGCUUGAGUUGUAUGAAAUUGUGUCGAAAUGUAUGAUUCAUGGCCCGUGCGGCAUACUUAAUCCAUCAUCGCCCUGCAUGACUGCUGAUACUGGAAUUUGCUCAAAAAAGUAUCCCAAAUCUUUUCAAAUUAAUACGCUUUCAAAUAUAAACGGCUAUCCCCAAUAUCGUCGCCGCAAUGAUGGAAAUAAAAUAGUUGUUCGUGUCAGUCAAAAUUCAGUUGAAUUAGACAACCGAUGGGUAGUCCCCUACAACAAAUAUCUGACCAAAAAAUACAAUGCUCAUAUUAAUGUAGAAAUAUGUUCAUCUAUAAAGAGCGUAAAAUAUCUUCACAAAUAUAUUUACAAAGGCUAUGAUUGCGCAACCGUUCAAAUUAUCGAACAACAAAUUGAUCACUUCGGUUUACCUGCAGAUGAUCUUGCCACUGAAAACUUAGAGAUAGAGAACUUUAACAUACACGAUGAAGUACUAUGCGGCCAAGUACUCAAGGAACAGCUUAAUCCCGAGCAAAAGUAUAUUUUCGACCAAAUAAUCCUUGCAAUUUCCACUAGCAAUGAAGUCAUAAAGGCUUUCUUUAUUGAUGGUCCUGGCGGCUCCGGCCAGUAUAAUCCACCAUAUUCGUAG